This is a messenger RNA of Momordica charantia (bitter melon), 2197 nucleotides long. Its product is annotated as Peptide-N4-(N-acetyl-beta-glucosaminyl)asparagine amidase A protein. The record is from RefSeq and is a predicted model, not a curated record. Lineage: Eukaryota; Viridiplantae; Streptophyta; Magnoliopsida; Cucurbitales; Cucurbitaceae.
CCUCGUUAAAAAAAAAUAAUUAUCUGUCACUGAAAAUGAGCCUUCAAUUUCUUCCAAAGUUAAAGCAGAAAUUUAUCUUAUGAAUUCAGCAUUGUUUCUACAGUCUGCCGCCGUUCAUGGCUUCUUCUCUUUCAUCUCCACUCUUCAUUUCCCUCCUCCUCCUCCUCCUCCCCUUCUACUCCGAUGCCAAUCUUCACAAAACCAGGUUCCGCCGGCCAGAUCUCCUCUCUGAGCUCACAGCAACCGCCGAUCUCGGUCACACUCCUCCGCCCACACUGUUCUUCGAGGUGACGAAGCCCAUUGAAACGCCCAAGGCCAAACCAUGCUCCGUUCUCGCUCUCCAACAUGAUUUCGGCUACACUUACGGAAAAUCUCCCGUUCUGGCGGAUUACACCCCUCCCUCUCACUGCUCCUUCACUAAAUUCUCCAAGAUUGUGCUCGAAUGGAUGGCGACUUGUAGAGGGCGGCAAUUUGAUCGAAUCUUUGGCGUAUGGCUCGGCGGCGUGGAGAUUCUUCGCAGCUGCACGGCGGAACCGAGGGCCACCGGGAUCGUUUGGACUGUUCGGAAGGACAUUACGAGGUAUUCUUCGUUGCUUUCCAAGAAUCAAACUCUGGCUGUUUAUUUAGGCAAUCUCGUAGAUAAGACUUAUACUGGGAUAUACCAUGUGAGAAUUCAUAUUCACUUUUAUCCUGAAGAGAAAAGUUUUGGUGAUAAUGGGGGACGAUUUUUGGAAAAAUCAGCGUCUGGUUAUGAUUCUGGAGCUGAUUUGAUCGUUCCCAUUUCAAGGAGUUUGCCACUGAAUGAUGGCUUGUGGUUUGAGGUUCAGAGUUCUACUGAUGUUCAGGUGAAGGAAUUUGAGAUUCCCCAAAAUGUUUACAGGGCUGUGUUGGAGGUUUAUGUAUCGUUUCAUGAGAAUGAUGAGUUCUGGUAUUCAAAUCUUCCAAAUGAUUAUAUUAUUGCAAACAAUCUUACUGAUACGCCUGGAAAUGGGCCUUUUAGGGAGGUUUUGGUGAGUCUUGAUGGUCAGAUUGUUGGAGCAGUGUGGCCCUUUACUGUGGUUUAUACUGGAGGUGUGAAUCCGCUUCUAUGGAGGCCAAUUACUGGAAUUGGGUCCUUCAACCUACCAUCUUAUGACAUAGAAAUCACACCAUUUUUAGGCAAUUUGUUAGAUGGAAAGGCUCAUAACUUUGGGUUCAGGGUUACCCAUGCCUUGAAUGUGUGGUACAUUAAUGCAAAUCUCCAUCUUUGGUUGGAUGAUAACUCUGCAAAGACUGAAGGAAAGCUUUUGAAUCACAUCGUCUCGCCCCUUGUCAACUCUGAGGAGUCAAACUUCACAGGUCCAGACGGAACAUUCUCGACAAAGGUAACCAGAUCGGUGUCGUCAAUUGGAUGGGUGAAAUCCUCUCGCGGGAUCAUCACAACUCAAUCAAAUCAAGAUUUUAGUUAUAGUAAUUCAAUGGAGAUAGGAAGCAAUGGUAGCAGCCAAGUGGUGAACCAGAAGAUUCAAUUCAACAGUAGUGUUUAUGCCAAGCAGCAAUCUUCUCAUGUUUAUUCAUUCAAAUCUCUCAAAACUUUUCCUCUAUACUUGUACUCAGACACCAAAGAUGAAGGAAAUGGAACUUACCAAUCUUUAGCCAACCUGACAUUAGGAUUCAAUGAGAAGAAGACCGAUGGAUUUGGAUCAUUUAUCAGCUCUCUGAAGAAUCUUCAAAAUGGGCAGGGCUUGAUGGUUGUUAAGGACCACUUGGUGACAAGAGGGUUAGGAAGCACACAGCAAGAUUACAGAUAUCAUGAUGAUAAACUCUGUUAUUUCAGGAACAUAAGCAGCUCUAACUACACCAUUCUUUUUGACAAUGUAAAGAAUACCUGUGGCAAAAAACCAGAAUCCCCUGCAAGUUUAAGGUUUGGCAGGUGGCCAAUUCCAGCAAGAAGGGCUUUCCUAGAUUCGAGUUUGCAGGUCAAUAGUGUACACGUUUAGAAUGAUCGUCUUCUUCCUGGUAUAUACUGAAUGUUUAAGCUGUCAGUUCUUCACAGACUCCUCAAUGCAGGUAAUUCAAAUAAAAGUGCUCUCUCUCUCUCUCUCUCUCUCUCUCUCUCUCAAAGUUUUCUAUUGCCAAUGUCAUCAUGAACAGAAAUUGCUUGUAUUGUACCUCUGUGGAUAUUUGUCUGCUAAAUAACAUGGGUUAUUAUAAUGAA